UUCUGUUUUUAUCCCAUGGUUCUAGUGGUUCUUGUCCGGUGGACAGAGGAGAUUUGGCUGGGCGAUUAAGCGGCGGCUGGCAUAAUGGCGCGCCUUGUACAACGGUAGUACGGCUGCCUUCGGUUUGAGCCAGGCCUCGAGCUGCAGCUUUCAAAGAAAUUCGUUCUGCUCGUCGUUUCGCGGAAUCCGAUCGGGCUCCAGCUUUUGGGCGCAAGAUUUGGUGUCUGGCGAUUCCAUGGAUUGGUACACACAACAGCAGCAGCAGUCAGCUUUAUUUCUCGAUGACGAGGAAGACGCAGACGCCCGUCGCGAAGAGUUGGAAUUCACUUCGAGCAAGGAAUACAUUGUGUACAUGGUGGAUGCGGGAGCAGAUAUGUUUCUUCCACUCGGGAAAGAGGAAAAUGCGAAAUCUUUUUUUGCAACAGUUAUCCAUGGAGUCAUUAACGACCUGAAGACUCGAAUUAUAUCUCGAGACACGGAUGAAGUCGGGGUGUGCUUUUUCAACACUAGGGGGAAAAAAAACAUACAAGAAUCAGAAGGUGUUUAUGUAUUCAGUGAGCUGGGACAAACGUCGGCACAGCUGAUUAGAGAACUCGAUCGCAUCAUUGAAAAUUUUGAGAAAGACAUCGGCAGUGGUGUUGUCAAUUGCAUGGAUGCAAAGGAGAGUAUGCUCUACAACGCCCUGUGGGUGGCACAAGGAAUGCUCCGCACAGGUUCCUCCAAGAAUAUUGUGAAACGACUCUACAUCUUCACUAAUAAUGACGACCCUAUGGAGAAUGCAAGUCCUCUAGUGAAAGCAGACCUGCGAAGAACAACUAUUCAAAGAGCACAGGAUGCUCAAGAUCUAGGAAUUGGAAUUGAGUUGUACCCUUUCAACAGACCAGGGGAGCAAUUCAACGUGAAUAUCUUCUAUUCGGCUAUGAUUCAAGUAGAUGAUAAUGACGAGUUGGGAUAUAUGACAUCUGCUUCUAACAGGUUUUCUGAUCUGGCCGAUCAAAUGAGGAAAAAGAUGUUCAAAAAGCGUGUUGUUCGGAAGAUGAUGUUGACGAUUUUGGACGGGUUGGAUAUCGGCCUUCGUUCUUACGCAAUGAUGCGAUCAGCUACAGCAGGUACAACCAUCUGGCUUGACUCGAAAACGAACUCUCCUUUGAAGAUAGAAAGAUCGUACAUAUGCUCUGACACAGGAGCUCUAUUGACUGGACCAUCGAAGCGCUACCAUGAAUAUGCUGGCAAAAAGGUUUUGUUUAAUGCCGAAGAAAUCUCCGAGCUGAAAAAAAUCUCGAGUGUCCAACUUCAACUGCUUGGGUUCAAACCCUUGGAAUACUUGAAAGAUUAUUACAAUCUUCGACCUCCCACAUUCUUAUAUCCCGAUGAAGAGGCAAUUAGUGGGAGUACGUGUGCAUUUAUUGCUCUUCAUCGGUCUAUGCUGAACAUGAAGAAGUUUGCUUUAGCAUUUCAUGGAGGAACAGCGAAUCCACUUCUAGUUGCUUUGGUUCCGCAGGAAGAGGAAACCGACGAGACUGGUGGUCAACUUCAGCCUCCAGGCAUGCAAAUGAUCUACUUGCCGUACGCCGAUGACAUUCGACCCGCGGAGAAGUAUCUUGUUGACGUUUUGAACCACCCUCAACGAGGAGAAGAAGAACAGAUUGACAAAGCUGUUGCUUUGAUGAGAAAACUAGACCUGAAAGACUUCACCGUUUAUCAGAUCCAAAAUCCUGCUUUGCAGAAACACUAUGCUAUACUACAGGCCCUUGCUCUUGAAGAGGAUGAGUUGCCCGAGGUCAAAGAUGAAACGCUACCUGAUGAAGAAGGCAUGAAACUGCCAUCGGUUGUCUCUGCAGUAAAAGAUUUUAAGAACGCAGCAUACGGUGAGUCAUAUGACGAGGAAAUGGCAGACGAAGCUGCCUUGAAGGCCAAGGGCAGUGCUGCAUCUCAAAAGCGGAAGGCCUCCGCAGAAAAUGCUUCAAGAGAAGCUACCCAAUAUGACUGGAACGAGCUUGCUGAUUCUGGAAAGCUGAAGGACCUCACAGUGGUCGAACUGAAGUACUACUUGUCCGCUCACAACCAGCCACUGUCAGGAAAGAAAGAAAUUUUGAUCAACAGAAUCUUGACUCAUCUCGGCAAGUAAGGUUCAGACCUAAGCUGGUUCAGCUUGUCUCAUGGAACUACCUGAGACUAAGCAGGGAAGGUCACAUAUCCAUGUUCCAAAAGAAUUGUCGAUUAUGUAAUUCAACAAGAACAACAUAUGCUUACGUCAGGCGCGUUAGGUUUGAUCUUAAAUAGCUGGCUCGAAUGAGAAUGAGAAUGUAGGCAGAAACCACGUCCUCUAGAACACAGUCAGCCAAAUAUCUGAGUUGCAGUCUUCUCGUCUGAGUCUCAUCAGCCGACAAGCAACCUUUUUGUAAAAAGUUGUUAUCUUAUUCAAAUCGGAAAAGCAUCUAUUGUACAUGCAAACUUUUAGUUGCGGACAUUUUCUCCUAAAGAGGUGUCUGUAGAAUGGAUAAGGAUCGAAUCAGGCCGAAGGCUAAUCGUCUCCUAAACUGGAGAUCAAGUGGAGGGAUUUGUAGAGACUGCAAGAUUUCAAUCCAUCCCAUCCAAGUCUAUCCAAAUCCUUCCCAUUUAAGUUGUCACACAUUUACGAUGUCGACAUAGAUGGAAAGGAUUUGGAUAUAUAAUGGCACUCGAGAUGAGGCAUUUUUGGAACGGCUUUCGCCUCCAGAGAAUGACAUAUUUUUGGUAGCCCUCUGCGCGCCAGCCUUCAAUGACUUUUCAUCGGAUUCAUUUGGGACAGCCGAGUAGAACGCGACGAAGUUACGAGUUUAUUGGAUUCGCUGACUUCGUGUUUUCAUGGAUGGAUCCUGUGUUUUGAUAUGCGGCCAGCACCC
This is a messenger RNA of Marchantia polymorpha subsp. ruderalis, 2885 nucleotides long. Lineage: Eukaryota; Viridiplantae; Streptophyta; Marchantiopsida; Marchantiales; Marchantiaceae. The record is from the annotation of a GenBank genome assembly.